CGCUCUGCUCUCCAUCAUCGCCACGGUGAUGAUUUUGCCCGUGGCUCACACAAAAAUACAUCCUGAUCAGAAACUAGGUGAAAGUGUUCAGCAGCUGCUUCUAGCAAAAAUUGCAGUCUACUUGAUGACCUUCUUAAUAGUCACAGUGGCAUGGGCAGCUCAUGUAAGGUUGUUUCAGGUGAUAGAGUUUAUAGAUGAUGUCCUCGCUCUUCUAAAUCUGGCUUGUAUGAUGAUCAUAACUUUCUUGCCAUACACAUUUUCCUUAAUGGCCUCCUUUCCAGAGGUACCUUUUGGCAUUUUCCUGUUUAGUGUCUGUGCUGUUGUCAUCGGCCUUAUACAGGCUUUGAUAGUACUGUAUGGAUUCUAUCACCCACACUUACUGAAUCAACAGAUACAAGUUUCUGAAAAUCAGAGUUUCUAUAAACGGCAUAUCUUAAAGAUUAUUCUGAGAGGACCAGUGUUAUGCUUUUUAGCAGCCAUCUUUUCUUUUUUCUUUAUUCCUUUGUCUUACGUACUUCUUGGGCUCGUAAUCGUUUUUCCACAUCUCACUCGGUUCAUUACAUGGUGUAAAACCAAGAUUGUUGGUCAGAGAGAUGAAGAGGAGGAACACCAUAGCUUGGAAAGCUUCGCUUUUUACCGCAGUGAGCCUCUGAGUAAGGAACGGGUAAAAGCAUUCAGUGAUGGAGUCUAUGCUAUUGUAGCAACCCUGCUCAUUUUGGACAUAUGUGAAGACAACGUCCCUGAUCCCAGAGAAGUUGAGGAGAAGUUCCAUGGCAGCCUUCUUGAAGCUUUAAGUGAAUAUGGGCCAAACUACCUUGCCUACUUUGGCUCAUUUGUAACAAUUGGUCUCCUGUGGUUUGUCCAUCACUCACUUUUCCUUUAUCUAACAAAAGCUACACGAUUAAUGGGACUGCUUAACAUAUUUUCAUUGGCUUUCAUUGGUGGGCUUCCACUAGCUUACCAGCUGACCAGUGAAUUUGCAGAGAAGUCUCACAAUGAAAUAGAAGCCAUUCAAGUCAGCUGUGUUAUCACUUUCUUUGCCAGCAUAUUUCAGUUUGCAAUAUGGACUACAGCCCUUCUCCAUGAAAGGGAAACUUUGCAUUCUUUUGCUAGAUAUGGUGGCAAGGAGCAUGCCUUCAUGUUUGCUAAGUUGGCUCUCUACCCUUGUGUAAGCCUUGGGACCUUCUUUCUGACAUGUUUGUUAAGUGAAUUUAGCACAGCAAUUUUCCAUCUUAUGCAGAUUGUAAUCCCAUUUGCUUUUCUUGCCUUGCGCAUUUUUGUUAGAAUUUCUUUAACUGUCGUGAAGUCUGUGAUGUCUCUAUCCAGACGGAAGGUUGUGUUGUUAGAAGAAGAGGAGGCAUGUUUGUCUCCUACUGAAACACUGUCCUAAAUUUCUGCGCAGUGCAUGUGAAGUUAUAACAUUAACUUCAGUUCUUCUAACUCACGUUAUCCUCAUGUGUGGAUUAUAUUGAUCUAAACCAAAGCCUGCGUUGGCCAUAACUGGGGCAUAUUUAAGUUUUACCUGGUCAUGCUUGAGGCCCUUUAUCCAAAACCUGUAAUUGAAAACAUUGGGUAAAUAGGGGAUACAAAGAAAAGCAUGUUCCCCUUCCUUUAGAGAUACCCUCUUGGUAAAAAUGCUGCUUGACAUGUAACUGCAGUGAUGAUUGGUUAAGAAGUGCACAAACAGAUACCCCACGAAAUGGCCUUUUUUCUGAUACAUGGCAGUCAUUAUGGCAGCCACAGACAGGUAUAGAAGCUGGUUUUGCUCCUGCAAGAUGGGGUGUGAGGCUUGGAAGACAUGGAGACCUCUGGAUUUCUGGAUGGUGCACCACGGCAGAACAUUUGUGCAUACAGGUUGCUGGUCUCACUUUUUUUUUUGUUUUUAAUGGUUACAGUGUCUCUUCUGCAUAGUCACAAACUUGUGAUAGCAUUUUGAAAACUACUUGUGUUUGGUUCUGCACUUGUAAUCUGGAGUUGUAAUUGUGACGCAUACACAGUCAGUCUUCCAGGCUACCUGAACACGAGUUCUUCAAAUGAGCGUUCCUGUGGCUAUGUAUCCAAGGUUUGAACUAGCUUUGAUGUCUCCCAGGGAAGAGAGCUGCAGGACUAGAGGUAAAUUUAUUUUCAGUUCUGAAGCAGCUGCUGAUCUGAAAUACAGGUUUGGAUUUCUCAGGCUUUUUGUGACUGUUUUCAUGCCUAUUGAAAGUAAUUCCGAAGGCAUGAUGCUGAUAUUCAGAGAGAGUGUAAGACUUUCCAUAAGUCUUACAUAUGGAAGACUUCCAUAAGAGAGUUCCCCAUCAGGUAAAGGAUUAAGUAGAGGGAAAAGGUAAAGGAGAUGAGUUUUUCCCUAAGUAGAGGCUAAGGGAUCCCACAGAUCUCAGAGUCUCAGCAAGACAGCAAAAGAAGCUAACCCUGUAGAAGUUCCUGUCCAUGGCACGUUGAAGUUUUUUACACUUACGUGCAGUUUGAUAAGCUCUAUGCUUAUCAAACAUUGCCCUGCAGAGACCUGUACAGAAGGAGUGGGGAAAGUCAUCUAGCUUCUGGCUGCCCUGGAAGCCUUUACAUUUCUUUUUGGCAGAGCCAUUAGUUUGUAUCUUGAACUGUCAUAGUGCCUGAUAACUUUCAUGCCGUAUUUAAAGGCAUUUGGGGGAUUUUGUUGUUCGUCUUUAAAAAAUUUCAAAAAUACUGUGACAAAAUAUGCCUGUACUAAUUGUUAGUGAAAAGAAAUUCAGAUAUCUUGUUUCAGUUGAGAUCAGUCUUGAAAGUCUUGUGCUUUUGGUUUCACGCACCUUGGUACCAAUAUAUAUAUAUAUUACGUACUUCUUGUGAGAAGUAUGUUCAGAUGCACGAGGGUUUUUACACCUGGUUGAAGGUAAAUGACUUGCAGUAGGAUUGUGUAUUGCAGGGUAUUUUCUGAUAUUUAAUAAAAUCACUUUUAGUUCUAUAUGGUUUUGUUUCUAAAGUGCAGCAGGCACAUAAUAAGCAGUGAAUAUGUGUAUUUGUAAUAAAUUUCAAUCAGUGAAAAAACAAA
Messenger RNA from Calidris pugnax (ruff), 3031 nucleotides. It is a transcript of the gene TMEM175, whose product is annotated as transmembrane protein 175. Gene Ontology annotation, cellular component: lysosome; endosome. The coding region runs from base 29 to 1390 and encodes 453 amino acids. The transcript has 10 exons. Lineage: Eukaryota; Metazoa; Chordata; Aves; Charadriiformes; Scolopacidae. The record is from RefSeq and is a predicted model, not a curated record. Gene Ontology annotation, molecular function: proton channel activity; potassium ion leak channel activity.